Messenger RNA from Volvox carteri f. nagariensis, 2349 nucleotides. RefSeq lists its product as uncharacterized. The annotation marks the transcript as partial. Gene Ontology annotation, biological process: exocyst localization; exocytosis. The record is from RefSeq and is a predicted model, not a curated record. The transcript has 17 exons. Lineage: Eukaryota; Viridiplantae; Chlorophyta; Chlorophyceae; Chlamydomonadales; Volvocaceae. Gene Ontology annotation, molecular function: SNARE binding. Gene Ontology annotation, cellular component: exocyst.
GUGGUUGGGUUGAACUGGUACAACAUGCAGGGAGAGCGCUGGAUGGAGCCCCUAGAUGAGUCGGCGGUGGCGCGGGCGCAUAAUGGCGCGGCGCAGCCGCCCCCCCUCGCGGCUUCGGCGCCUGCAGCCUCGGUGAACUCUCCCCGCGGGCCACACCACUACCAUCAGCACCACCGCGGCGGCGGCGGGGGGGGCCGGGUUACCGGCACGGACGUCUGGUAUCAGCAAUUGCUGCAGGCCUACCAGGCGACUGCUGACCGGCUGGCCCGAGGCCUGGGGCUGAAGGUGCUGGGGCAGCAUGGGGCCGAGGAGGUCAGCAGCAGCAGCAACCCGCGUCGUGUCCUUAAGGAAACGCAGGGGCCCGGUUCCGUGAAAUCUUAUGAGGUCUACUCAUCUACGCACCUACGUAAUCCAGAUCAAGCGGGCCGCGGCAUCUCCUCGUCGUGUUGUGCUGCCGCUUCCCUGGAAAGCAUAAUUUGGAUUGACCGGAAGCUUGGCAGCCAGCCGGAGGCCGGGGCUUCCCGGACCUCCGAGCUGGCGUCUGUAAAUAAUACAAUCAUGACGGAAGCAAUAGAUUUAGCGGAGCAGGCGCUAUCAGCAAAGGAGCAAGGAAUAGCUGAGAUCUUAAGGCUUCUUCAGCACCCCGAGGAUCUCAGUCGCCUGGCGGACAUUACAGCUGAAUAUGAGUCACGCCAUCGAACUGCGAAGGCGACCCUGAGUGCCAUGGUUCAGUCACAGGUGGAGGCCACGCGUAUGGGGAUGGACCUACUAGAGCGAGCUCACCGCCAUAUCGUAAAGCUGCAGGCGGCUCUGGAGCGGAUCGACAAUCCGGCGUUAUUUCCAUUCGUCAGCAAUCCCCAAAAUUUCAUCACCAUUAUUACGACCAUCAUCACGAUGCUCGUCCAGGUGUUAUCGGAGAUUGAAGAUAUCGUGGAUCUGCCGUACCGUGCGGAUCGUUGUUGGGAGAUGUUGGAGGCGGAUGAGGCCAACCUGGUCCCGGCCUUCGAGGCGCUGGUGCUCCUGACGGGGACGGCGGAGAACGCAAAACAGGCAUGGCAGAGGUGCGUUCGCAUUGACGCGGAUGCCAAUGUGGUGGUUUCGGAGACAAGAGACUACCUUGGCAAUCUGACGCGGCUUGUACGGAUUGUGGAUCGAGUUGAGGAGGAGGUGGUUGACCCGGAGGAGUUGAGGGGCAUUGAGGUGUUUGAGGAGGACACCCUCCGCAACCUGGGUGUGGAUGAAGACCUUGUACGACUGCCCCCCUCCCCCUUUGCCGACCCGGAGAGGCUCCCCGGCGUGGUGACCCUGAUGGAGAGCUACGUGGGUCGAAUGGCCAAGACGAUGACGGAGUGGUACGUCCGGAUACUUGAUGCGGAUUUGAGGGGCGAGCCGAAACCCGCAGUUGACGGCACGCUGCGCACCCUGGGCGCCAUUGACUUCUUCCGGAUCCUCAACCAGCAAGUAUCCAUCAUUGAGGCGCUGAACGACCACGGGGAGGUGCUGUUCCAGACCGCCCGCACGGCCCUGGACAUCAUGCGGAGCUUCCAGGACACGCAACGGGAGAUCCUUGCCGGACCCAACCGUUCGGGAAGGGGGGGGAGGGGGGAAGGGGGUUUGGAGGGCAGGGGGGAGGGGGGGGUGGCGGGGGGCCGGCCCAUGUCCCUCGAGAUGGCAGUAGCCUUCCUGAAUAACAACUUGACGUGCUACGAUGAGAGCCUGGAGUUCGCGGAGGACGUGCAGCGCCAGCUCAGCAAGGCCUACAGGGAGCGACUGGAUGUGGAGGACGUGUGCCGGGGGUUCCUGGACGUGGCCAAAGUACGGCAGUAUGUGUAUGGGUUGGCGAGUCAACGGGCUGUGCACAUCAUGUUCAACGACCCGGGGCUGUCCAGUCAGGUCAAGAGGCUGUACGGCAACGGCAACGUGGACUACCUUAACGGCCGUACCACCGCCACCCUCAUCGCCACCCUCCGCGACUACUUCUCCGACUUCAAGGUGUGGGUCGCCCCGCCGUACUUGAGGCGGCUGGCGGAGGCGGCUCUGGAGGAGCUUGUACGGCGAGCUGUCAACAUGUUCACCGUGGCGCCUCCGCAGGCUACGGAGGCGCUGGCGAAGCGGAUGGCGGACGACGAGGCGGAUCUGAUGACCUACUUCGAGAGCUACGUGAAGCUGGACCGGCUGCACCGCCACAUCAGCGUCCUCGCGGAUAUGCGGGAGCUCAUGACGGCGGACAGCACCGAGACCUUCGCUCUGGCCUACUCGAACCUGCUGACCACCCGCCACACGGCCUUCACGCUGGAGGUCGUCAACAAGAUCCUGACCAGCUGCAGAUCUGACCUCACAAAGAAACAG